Hemisphaericaspora subhashii is the source of this 789-nucleotide messenger RNA. RefSeq lists its product as uncharacterized. The transcript has a single exon. Gene Ontology annotation, molecular function: RNA binding. Lineage: Eukaryota; Fungi; Ascomycota; Pichiomycetes; Serinales; Debaryomycetaceae. The record is from RefSeq and is a predicted model, not a curated record. Gene Ontology annotation, cellular component: nucleolus. The coding region runs from base 1 to 789 and encodes 262 amino acids.
AUGGCCGCUCCAACAGCAAUCAAGAAAACCACUCCAGAACCAACUGCUGAGUCCAUCCCAUCUCAAACCAAUACAUCAAACAUACAAGAAGAUGAUGAAGAAAUGUUAAUAGAUACCACCAAUGUACCAGCUGAAGCAACCGCUGCGUCAGCUUCCGAUAAAAUAGUGGAGUCUACCGAAUUAGCACUUGAUGAAUCAGGUAAGCCAAAAUUCUCAGCAGCAUCAAAAUCAAAUAUGAAAGUUAAAUUGGAAAGUAGAAAAGUUCCAGUUCCACCACAUAGAAUGACACCUCUCAAAGGUGUAUGGACAAAGAUAUAUCCUCCUUUAGUGGAUCAUUUGAAAUUACAAGUUAGAAUGAAUUUGAAAACUAAAACAGUUGAAUUAAGAACUAAUAAAAAUACCACUGAUGUAGGAGCAUUACAAAAGGGUGCUGAUUUCGUUAAAGCAUUCACAUUGGGAUUUGAUGUUGAUGAUGCUAUUGCAUUAUUAAGAUUGGAUGAUUUAUAUAUUGAAACUUUUGAAAUUAAGGAUGUGAAAACAUUAACUGGAGAUCAUUUAUCAAGAGCAAUUGGUAGAAUUGCUGGGAAAGAUGGGAAAACCAAAUUUGCUAUUGAAAAUGCUACUAGAACAAGAAUAGUAUUGGCUGAUUCAAAGAUUCAUAUAUUGGGUGGAUUCACUCAUAUUAGAAUGGCUAGAGAAGCGGUUGUUAGUUUGAUUUUGGGUUCUCCUCCAGGUAAGGUUUAUGGUAAUUUGCGUACUGUCGCUUCUAGAAUGAAGGAACGUUAUUAG